AUGUCGGCAUUACCGAAGCAAAUUUUCCAUCGAUUGCAAGAUGAUAAGGAGAUAGAAAUUACUAUUAACAAGUUCAAAAAUGUAACGGAUUAUGGCGGACAAAGAAUAUUGGAUAUCCUGUUGAUAUGCUCGCAGCGUUUUAAAGAGGAACGUUUCGAGAGUUGUUUACAACUAGCCCAAUGUGUUCUUGAUAUUGUCUGGGAAAUGCUCAAUACUGGUGAUUGGAAGGAAGUACCUGUGAUAUGGAGAAAGGUUUAUACUUAUGGAGCAAUUUAUAAAGCUGCAGCCUACUAUGCUAUGGGAAAGUUGGAACAGUGCAUACAUGCUUCAGAUUAUGGCCUGCUUAUGGGUGCUCCGAUAUUAGAUAAUAUCUUGAACGAUAUUAUAUCAGCAGCCGCCGCACGCAUACAUCCAUGCAAACAGACUACGAGCAUUGAUGACGCUCUUGCUAAUGCUGGUGAUCAUCACCGUAAUGACGAUAUCGAUCCUCAAAGGCAAAUUACACAAUUAAGUUGUCCUUCAUUGGACUACUUUAGAAAACAUUAUUUCUGUACGAAGGAGCCUGUAAUACUAACUGAUGUUAUUGAUCAUUGGCCAGCUUUAGGAGCUAGAAGAUGGAGCAUACAACGCUUAAAAGAUAUUGCUGGCCAUAGGACAGUGCCAAUUGAAAUCGGAACUAGAUAUACUGACGAUAGUUGGACGCAAAAGCUGAUGCCAUUAUCUAAGUUUAUCGAUGAGUUCAUUACUAUGGAAUCCAAUCAGGAAUCCGGUUAUCUUGCACAACAUCAACUUUUUGAACAGAUUCCAGAACUAAGAACAGACAUCUGUGUUCCAGAUUAUUGUUGCAUUAUUGACGACAACAACGACGACGUAGAUGCAACAGUUUUAACAAAUGCUUGGUUUGGGCCUCAAGGCACAAUUUCUCCGCUUCAUCAUGAUCCAUAUCAUAAUUUAUUCGCUCAGGUUAUGGGUAGAAAGUACAUACGUUUGUAUCCUGAGCAUGAAUCUGAGAAUGUGUAUCCAUAUCCUACUAAGCUGUUAUCAAAUACUAGUCAGGUGGAUGUGGAAUUUCCUAAUUUUGAAAAUUAUCCGAAUUUCGCGAAUGCUGAGUAUCUAGAAUGCAUCAUAGAGCCAGGACAAUUACUUUAUAUUCCGCCCCGUUGUUGGCAUUAUGUGCGGUCUUUGGAUAUUAGUUUUUCUGUUAGUUUUUGGUGGUGA
Molecule: messenger RNA, 1218 nt
Organism: Trichoplax adhaerens
Lineage: Eukaryota; Metazoa; Placozoa; Uniplacotomia; Trichoplacea; Trichoplacidae
Exons: 7
Coding region: 1-1218 (405 amino acids)
Cellular component (GO): nucleus
Molecular function (GO): histone H3K36 demethylase activity
Source: RefSeq, a predicted model, not a curated record